Messenger RNA from Telopea speciosissima, 2281 nucleotides. Its product is annotated as receptor-like serine/threonine-protein kinase At2g45590. The transcript has 2 exons. Gene Ontology annotation, biological process: protein phosphorylation. Lineage: Eukaryota; Viridiplantae; Streptophyta; Magnoliopsida; Proteales; Proteaceae. Bases 32 to 2116 code for a protein of 694 amino acids. Gene Ontology annotation, molecular function: ATP binding; protein kinase activity. The record is from RefSeq and is a predicted model, not a curated record.
CUUGAACGUUUCUUUUGUUUUUGCUUCCGCCAUGCCCUCACGCCAACCUCCGCCUCCGCCGCAGCCGCGGCCUUUGGUUUCACUAACCGCCUCUUCACCACCACCGUCUCCACGUGAACCAGUCCAGACACACAAUCAUCGCCACCGCAGUUCUAAUCUCAUUCUACCAGUCGCCGGAUGCGCUGCCGCUCUAUCUAUUCUUUUCUUUAUAGCCGUUCUCUACCGCAAAUUGUCCCGUAAUCGGACGGUUCCGGCUGAUCUGAAGCCCCCUCACCGCUUUUCAUACAAAGUUCUCCGCCGUGCCACCUCUUCCUUCUCCUCCUCUAACCGUCUAGGCCAAGGCGGCUUUGGUUCCGUCUAUCGUGGCACCCUUCCCUCUGGCCAAGAAAUUGCUGUUAAGAUCAUGGAUUCUGGUUCCUUGCAGGGGGAGCGCGAGUUCCAGAACGAGUUGUCACUCGCUGGUAAGAUCGACUGCGACCAUGUGGUGUCGCUCCUUGGCUUCUCCUGCAACAGGAAGCGUAGGCGGCUGCUUGUGUAUGAGCUUAUGCAUAACCGGAGCUUGCAAGAUGCCUUGCUUGAUCGCAAGUGUCCAGAGCUGAUGGAAUGGAAGAAACGGUUAGCUGUUGCAAUCGACAUUGCCAAAGGUCUCGAGUUUCUCCACACCGUCUGCGAUCCUCCAGUGAUUCACGGCGAUAUUAAGCCCAGUAACAUCUUGUUGGACAGUUUUUUCUCCGCCAAGAUCGCUGAUUUUGGUCUCGCUCGAUUGAAAAUUGAAAACUCCGAUUCCGUCGCCGUUGAGAUUGUCGUAAAUGAUGCGCCGCCUAAAGUUAAUAGAGACGACAACGGAUCUAUACUUGAAGAGACAGAGAGCGUGACUACGGCUUAUGAUGACGGCAAUGCCGGUGUGGACCACUCGCCGGGGAGUAUCAUCGGGGUACCUGAUGCCGAAGCGUCACCAGAGACGACCUUUGUGGCAGAGGCGUCGCCUUCUGAGAUCUUGGACAAGACGAGCGUGUCAGAGGGUUAUUUCGAUAAGCUUAGCGUUGACAGUGAGAAGGAUGUAAUUAGUGGCGGCGGGGGAAACCGGAAGGGCGGCAGGAAGAAGAGUGUUUCAGGGAAGGACUGGUGGUGGCGUCAGAACAAUGGCGGAAGUGCUUCUGACGCUGGGAGCGUAAAGGACUAUGUGAUGGAAUGGAUUGGGAAUGAGAUUAAGGAGAGACCCAAGAGAGAUUGGAUUACAUCUUCAGCUUCUGCUGAUGAAGCUACGGGUACGGGUACGGUUACGGUGAAGCCCAGUGGGAAAUCAGAACGGAAGAAACAGAGGCGUUUGGAGUGGUGGAAUUCGCUGGACGAGGAGAAGAUUCCAAAGAAGGAUAAGAGUCGACCGCCGCGGGAGUGGUGGCGCGAGGAGUUCUGUGAAGAACUUGCUAAGAAACAGAAGAAAAAAAGCCUCAAGUCCCGAAGCGGUAGUAGUGCUGGAGAACGUUGGUGGCAGAGGGAUGGGGAUUCGGUACACGAGAGGAGGAAGAAGAACCGUAGCAGGAGUAGUCGAAGUAGUGUGGAUUGGUGGUUAGACGGGCUCAGCGGAGACCUUAGGAACGGUGGUUCGCGCAACAGCCAGGACUGGGCGAGCGGAGAGAUUCCCAAGAGUGGCGGUGUCAGCAGCACCCCAAGCAUGAGAGGCACCGUCUGCUACAUCGCUCCUGAGUACUGUGGUACUGAUCAGAUCUCUGAGAAGUGCGAUGUUUACAGUUUUGGGGUUCUGCUGUUGGUUCUUAUCUCUGGCCGACGACCUCUCCAGGUGACAGCUUCACCCAUGUCGGAAUUCGAACGAGCCAACCUUCUAUCAUGGACUCGUCAUCUUGCUCACGCUGGAAAGUUGCUGGACCUUGUCGAUCCAUCCAUUCAGUCUCUGGACCGAGUUCAAGCACUUCUCUUCAUCACAGUUGCGCUUCUUUGCUUGCAACGCUCGCCUGUGCAUCGUCCCUCCAUGAAAGAAGUUGUGGCGAUGCUUUCCGGUGAGUCUGAGCCUCCCCACCUCCCUAUUGAAUUUUCCCCUUCACCACCCUCUAAUUUCCCGUUCAAGUCCCGAAAGAAAGCUCGGGGAGUUAAUUGAUGUUUCUCCCGCCAUAAAAAUUGAAAAAAAAAAACAAAAAACCUUCCAUUUUCCAUUGUUAUAAGCCAUUUUUAUUCACCUCUAUUUUUUUGGUGGAUGAUUUAUUUAUCUAAAAAAACAAAGGAAAAGAAGAGGAAAUAUAGUUCAUGAAUUAUUUUUCUGGUU